CAUAUCCUCUUCCUCCAACUAAUCCAUGUCACAUGCUCCUCCCAUUCACUUGUGGACUGUGAUCUCACAUCUUCCUUUCUAACCCCGACUUCCUCCCCCCUCUCCCCAGCACUCAACUCCCCUUUUAUACAAGUACAGAAAAAGUGUAACACACACACACACACAAACACAAACACAAACACACAGAGAGUUAGGUGUAAGUAAAGUCUAACGAGUUUUAAAGAAAGAUCUCGACACACACACACACACACACACCCAUAUUAAAGAGGAAGAAAGGGGGAAUAAAAAGAUUGAACGACUCUCAAACGUUAGCGAAACAAAAGAGGAUGGCUGGUUUACAAAGAUCUGCUGUAUCAUUCAGAAGACAAGGCUCCUCAGGUCUAGUAUGGGAUGACAAGCUUCUAUCAGGUGAAUUGGGUCAGCAGCCGGCGCAACCCACCAACCAAAGAGAAGACCACCACCUCCUUCACUCCGGGACUACUGAUAACAGCGACAAGCAGCCUCGACAAGAAAUACUACAAGCCCAACCCCACGGCCAGCAAGAAGCCAAAGAAGAGGUCGCCGCCUCCCGGGUUUCACCAAGAACCGUUGUUGGAUCGAUUGAGAGGAGCCGAUCCAACGGCGGCGGACCCCGUUAUCGCACUGGUAGGGUGUCUCCGGCGAUAGAGCCGCCGUCUCCGAAGGUUUCGGCAUGUGGGUUUUGCACUUGCAGUGCUUUUGGGAAACCACCACCUGAAAAGACUCGUCGGAGACCUCCCAAGCAUGCCGGUAAGCGUACGAUGUGAUUCGGAUGUUUCAGUGUAUAUGUGGGGAGUCAUUUAAAGUUGGUGUUUUUCCGGUGGCCGGAGAUGGGACAUUCUGGUGGGGCGGGGCCUCCUAUUUAUGGGAUUAGGUUGUAGGAGGCGUCGGUUGUCAGAUGUCCAGUUGUUCAGCUGAACAGAAAGGAUGAGGUGUAAGAAUUUUUGGAGCUAAAAACUAAAACAAAAUUAAUGCUUUUGUCUUUUUUUUUGUGGUUAGUUUCUGGACCAGGUUGUUGUACUCUUGUAGACUGGCGGGGGGGAUAAUUCUGUUUCUUCUGCUGGAUGUAAUAUGUGAAUAUUGUCAGAAAUAUUUCGGAGCAUUUGUUAAAGUUGUUUUCAGUGUACAAACUACGAAACAAAUGUAGUAGCUCAAUUCAGAAUCUUUCCAGCUU
Coffea eugenioides is the source of this 1192-nucleotide messenger RNA. Its product is annotated as MAPK kinase substrate protein At1g80180-like. The transcript has a single exon. The coding region runs from base 327 to 785 and encodes 152 amino acids. The record is from RefSeq and is a predicted model, not a curated record. NCBI's taxonomy places the organism in Eukaryota, Viridiplantae, Streptophyta, Magnoliopsida, Gentianales, Rubiaceae.